CAACGGCUGAAAAAUCCUCCGAAAUCGUAGCUAUUCGGGAAAAUAAAAACUGCACAUCAACGGCCGUGAAAGACUGGACCCCGCUACACGGUUAUAGAUCGAUAAAAGGUCGGUACUAUUCGUGGGCUCGAUAAUUGAACGGAGAAGUUCGUUAUACGUCCUCGUCGUUCAGUAAUGGCGACAAAGGAGGAAUCAAAUAUGGCGGAAGCUAACGGUGAAACUUCGAUGGAGGUGGUAGAAGGUUGCAGAAUGCCAGUAAAAAUGAGUGGUUCCGACGAAUGGCCAUUGGCUGAAAUACUGAGCAAGAGAGAACUUUCAAAUGGUCUGACCCAUUAUUACGUGCAUUAUAUCGACUUCAACAAGCGGCUUGAUGAAUGGGUUGAAGAAGAGAGACUGGACUUGACCAAACUGCAGAUGCCUAAAAAGGAAGAUACUAAAAAGAUCAGUAAGGGUAAAGGUACUGCUGGUUCCAGGCCCUGCUCGCCUGACAGGGAACUUGUGAAUGGUGUCGGAGGAGGACGACCUAAAGCUCCGGUAGGCAGGAAGAGGAAAGCCAAUGCCAUGGACAAGUCUGGUGAUGAGAUUGAUUCCCAAGACAGCCCGAAGGACUUGCCCAGCACUCCACCAAAAACAGGGAGCAUGAGACAGACAGGCAGUAUGGUUCAAGAUCGUAGUCAUGACGACAUCAUAACACGAAUGAAAAACAUCAAAAUGGUCCAACUGGGGAAAUUUAGAAUCAAACCCUGGUACUUCUCACCUUACCCACAAGAACUCACUCUGGAGCCUGUGGUGUUCCUGUGUGAAUUUUGUCUAAAGUACGUAAAGAGUUUCCACUGCCUCAAAAGACACAAGGAAAAAUGCAAGUUACGUCAUCCCCCUGGCAAUGAAAUUUACAGGAAAGGAACAAUAUCUUUCUUUGAAAUUGAUGGCAGAAAAAACAAGGCAUACGCUCAAAAUCUGUGCCUCUUGGCUAAAAUGUUUCUAGAUCACAAGACUUUAUACUACGACACAGACCCUUUUCUGUUUUACGUCAUGACUGAAUAUGACUCAAUUGGAUUUCACAUUGUAGGAUACUUCUCUAAGGAAAAAGAAUCAUCAGAAGAUUACAAUGUAGCCUGCAUUCUAACUCUACCACAGUAUCAGAGAAUGGGUUAUGGCAAGCUUCUGAUAGAAUUUAGUUAUGAGCUUUCAAAGUUUGAAGGUAAAACAGGGACCCCAGAAAAGCCUCUCUCAGAUUUAGGACUGCUUUCUUACCGCAGCUACUGGUCACAGACCAUUCUUGAAAUUCUUGUUUCUCUCAAGGCUGGGGAGGAUGGAAAUCCUCCAGCAAUAACUAUCAAUGAUAUUUGUGAGAUGACCAGCAUAAGAAAGGAAGAUGUUGUUUCAACCUUGCAACAUCUUGGAAUCAUCCACUACUACAAAGGACAAUACAUUCUGAAUCUGUCAAAAGAAAUUCUUGAUGGGCACAGAAGAGCCAUGACAAAAAGAAAGAUUAGGAUUGACUCAACCUGUCUACACUGGACUCCUAAAGACUGGGCUAAGAGAGGAAAAUGGUGACAACCAGGGUGGAAACUGAAGGAAUUAAUCAAUUCUACUUCUAGUAAUUAAUAUUUCUAGCGGAUAAAAAUUAAUGUGUAGAGCAGCAUGUAUUGUUUUGAAUUUUGAAAAUUAAUUUAAUAAUUCAGUCAUUCUAAUCAAUAGUAGCCUUUAUUCCAGAGUCAAAGUUAAUUUUGAGGUCAAUAGGUGAACUUUCAAAAAACUAUGUUGGUCUUUACUGUGGCCAUUUAUGACUUCUGACAUGGGCUACAGUAGUAAUGGAGAAAUGUUAUGUUUGAAGAACAUAAGACUAAUCUUGACUUGUAAGGAUUCACUUUCUACUAGAGGCUACAGUUGAACAAAGGAGUUAUUCAGCCAGACUUUCAAAAUUUAAAACAAAGAUAUUGAACGUUUUCUCAUCUUUUGGUGAAAUGCUGCUGCAAUUCCUGUAGAAAAGGCUGCAGAACACAAAGGUGCACCUUAAGGGAUCUGUGAAGAGGGUGGGGGUAGGGGGGUGUGACCAAAAAGCCUGAGUUUUGUCACAUACGAUUGUUUCAAACAAAAUGUCAUUUCCUGCAGCAACCUUGCACUUGUUCUUCACCCUCAUUCCAGGUUUCUUACGGUCAGCCCUUCAUGCAAGGUUAUUAAGUUAGCCAAGAUAAUUAUUUAUUUGUAUAAUUAUUAUGGUCACAAUUGUAAAUAGUGUACUAAUCUUCUGUAGGUAUUGACUGCUUUAUGCGAAGCAGCAUGAAAUUAGAAUUAGUAUGGAAAAGCCAUGCCAGUCAUUCAGAAACUUGAAGUUGUUACAACAUUUGAUUUUUAUUGGCUUAAAAUUAAGUCUAGACUUAAUAAUAAAAAACAUUUUGAACGAUCAAGACUUAUCAAUCCUAUCAUGAUCAAUCAUAUCUUCAUAACUUAUCAGAGUGUUAAUAAACCGAAAUAAGAUGGAGUUAGGUCGAGUUUUGGGCCAUGGGUGGAGAAGGGAGGUAGAUGACCAGGUCUUUUGAGUUGUACAUAAGCCAUGCCUUACAAGUUGGUGUGGUAAAAAAAAACAUCAAUUUAAUUGUUACAACUGUAGUAAAAGUUAUAACUGAUAUCCAAGUCAUAAAGCAACGUUGUAAAUAUGUUAUGGUAGCAAUGAAUGUGCAAGAUUCAUUUAGUUUUACUUCAACAAAGGCUCUGUUGCACUAAUUAUUUAUUCUUUUUUCAUGUUAGAAAACAUUAACUUAAGGUAGAAAGAGGUGCAAUUGAAUAAUUUACUAGCAAGUUCUACCAAGUGGUAUUAGAACAAUUAUAUAAUUUGGGUGCAUCUGUUAACUGCCAAAUAAUUUAAAAAUUAGUGCAUACUAUUGAUCCCAGACGUCAGUUGAAAUGGUCCUUUUCAGGCCAUUUCAUGCACCAUUGGUUUCACAUACCUGAAAAAAAAGUAAUCAUGUGAUGACGAAUUUCACGAUCGUGUGAUGAGUGAAUCUCUGCCAUCGUAAAGUUGCUUCACAGUUUGUUUCCAAGUUUGUUGAGUUUCAUACUUUCUAGCAAGAUACAAUCCAACAUACAUUACAGAGAAGAGUGUGACAGAUGCAAAAUCCAUCGCAUGGAUAACUUGGUACUUUUGAGGAAUUUGCAGCGAUUGUGCUUCAAACUGUGGCCAUAAGUGCCAAGAUAUGUUUUUCAUCUCGUGAUCACUUUUUGAAUCAUGUGAAUGAAACCAACAGGAUGUGAAACGGCCUGAAAAAAAAAAAAAGAAAACAUUUCAACAGAUGUCUGGGAACAAUAGUAAUAUUAUUGCCUAGAAUUUUGGUCUGGUACAGUUUGUACAGAGGGCUACCAGCAUACCCUUUGCACACAUUGUGCCUAAACAUGCAUCAAUCACAGACCUUAUUUGCAUGGUAAUUAACUGAAAGAUCUGACAAGGAUAUUAUUCCAUACCUGGUAACCACAAUGUAGACUGUUAGUAGUUAUUUGAGCUUAUGAAUGCAUGUAUUACCAGGUUUACCCUGGGUGCCAGAGGUUUUUUUUUUUGUAGCGAAGCUGUGAUUGUGAGCGGCGAACCCUCUGGCACACAGGAUAUACCAGGUUAAGACAUCUUAAGAAUGUAAAUUACUUUGUAUUGCACAAGAAUGAGGGCAUAAAACAGUUUUAUUAACAAAUAAAUCUUAAUCAAAAUACUGUCAGCUGUAAAAAUGCUAUUGAGAGAUUUAUUUUAAAUGAUCCAUGCUCCAUGUACCAAUAUUGCAAUAUUGUUGUAAACAGCAUUAUGUUGAAAUAAAUAUUGUGAAAUAUUUUUGGUCA
This is a messenger RNA of Orbicella faveolata, 3825 nucleotides long. RefSeq names its product histone acetyltransferase KAT5-like. Gene Ontology annotation, cellular component: NuA4 histone acetyltransferase complex. NCBI's taxonomy places the organism in Eukaryota, Metazoa, Cnidaria, Anthozoa, Scleractinia, Merulinidae. Gene Ontology annotation, molecular function: histone H4K16 acetyltransferase activity. Gene Ontology annotation, biological process: double-strand break repair via homologous recombination; regulation of DNA-templated transcription. The record is from RefSeq and is a predicted model, not a curated record.